Molecule: messenger RNA, 3994 nt
Organism: Zalophus californianus (California sea lion)
Lineage: Eukaryota; Metazoa; Chordata; Mammalia; Carnivora; Otariidae
Gene: RRM2B
Product: ribonucleotide reductase regulatory TP53 inducible subunit M2B
Exons: 10
Coding region: 234-1385 (383 amino acids)
Biological process (GO): deoxyribonucleotide biosynthetic process
Cellular component (GO): cytosol
Molecular function (GO): ribonucleoside-diphosphate reductase activity, thioredoxin disulfide as acceptor
Source: RefSeq, a predicted model, not a curated record
CAGGCCGGCGCAGGGGGAGUUGCUCAAUCCGCUGGCGAGAAAGCCGGGCCGGCAGGAGUAGGAGGGGUCUGUGCAGCUGGAGGCGGGGCGGACUCAGUGGACUCGUGGGGCACCUGGGUCCUAGCAUAGUUGGAGGUGGCCUGAGGCUUUCGGUUCCUUCAGUUCCCGUAGCUCUGGCGGAGUCUGCGCGAUGGGUGACCCGGAAAGGCCAGAAGCGGCCAGGCCCGAGCUGGAUGAGUUGCUGGACACCUCAAGGGCAUCUUCAACUCUUAUCCUGUUCUCCAAAAUACAAGUUUUUAACAAGAAUGAUUAAUUCCACUUCUGAAUCUCUUAAAGCAGUCUUCUUUUGUGUUUCUACUGCUGGUACCCUAGUUCAGAGAUUAUCUUCGGAUACCAGCGAAAAUGAAGUGAAGUCAGAUGAAGAGCCACUCCUACGAAAGAGUUCUCGCCGAUUUGUCAUCUUUCCAAUCCAAUACCCUGAUAUUUGGAAAAUGUAUAAACAGGCACAGGCAUCCUUCUGGACAGCCGAGGAGGUUGACUUAUCAAAGGAUCUCCCUCACUGGAACAAGCUUAAAUCGGAUGAGAAGUAUUUUAUCUCUCACAUAUUAGCCUUUUUUGCAGCCAGUGAUGGAAUUGUGAAUGAAAAUUUGGUGGAGCGCUUUAGUCAGGAGGUACAGGUUCCGGAGGCUCGCUGUUUCUAUGGCUUUCAAAUCCUCAUCGAGAAUGUUCACUCAGAGAUGUACAGUUUGCUAAUAGACACUUACAUCAGAGAUCCCAAGAAAAGGGAAUUUUUAUUUAAUGCAAUUGAAACAAUGCCAUACGUUAAGAAAAAAGCAGACUGGGCCUUACGAUGGAUAGAAGAUAGAAAAUCUACUUUUGGGGAAAGAGUUGUGGCUUUUGCUGCUGUAGAAGGAAUUUUCUUCUCAGGAUCUUUUGCUGCUAUAUUCUGGCUAAAGAAAAGAGGUCUCAUGCCCGGACUCACGUUUUCCAAUGAACUCAUCAGCAGAGAUGAAGGGCUUCACUGUGACUUUGCUUGCCUGAUGUUUCAAUACUUAGUAAAUAAGCCUUCAGAAGAAAGGGUCAGGGAGAUCAUUGUUAAUGCUGUUGAAAUUGAGCAGGAGUUUUUAACAGAAGCCUUGCCAGUUGGCCUCAUUGGAAUGAAUUGUGUUUUGAUGAAACAGUAUAUUGAGUUUGUAGCUGACAGAUUACUUGUGGAACUUGGAUUCUCAAAGGUUUUUCAGGCAGAAAAUCCCUUUGAUUUUAUGGAGAACAUUUCUUUAGAAGGGAAAACAAAUUUCUUUGAGAAACGAGUUGCAGAGUAUCAACGUUUUGCAGUCAUGGCAGAAACUACAGAUAAUGUCUUCACCUUGGAUGCAGAUUUUUAAAACCCUUCCCAUAUAUAAACCUACCACUGGUAAAUAGCAGUCCAUUUUUCUUUGCUUUAAAAAAACAAAAAAAAACAAAAAAACGAAAACUUGAAGUACCUCCUUUAGGGAAUAGAAGUUUGCUCCAGAGGAAAUCUAAAACCAAAUUUCAUUCAAGUUGGAUUUAUAUAAAUACACUCUAAUUUUCCUGUUUAACAACCAGCGUGUGACUUAAAUGCUUUUGUUUUGUCACUAAAAUAUAAGAUGGUAUUAUGUAGCGGUUAAGACCAUGAGGUGAGGGGCAGAUAUGAGUUCGACAUUCUACCCUUACUACUUGUGUGAUUCUUGGCAAGUCAGUUAAUCUCUCUAAAUCUCAGUGUGCGUAUCUUUAAAAUGAAAGUAAUAGUAGGUCCUAAAUUUAUCACGUGGAUAUGAGGAUUAAGCCACAAAAUAAAUGCUUAGCCAAUAUUAACACCACCACUACUAUUACUACUUACUAAUAGUGUUAAUUAUGGUGAUGUUGUGAUAAAAUGCUCCCCUGUCCUCCAAGUAAUUGUGAUUCUAGGUCUUAAGAUCUAGAUUAAAUCUUUGUAUUUUUAAUGUUUGAGGGAGAAUAUAAAGAUUUCAUUUAAAAGAUUAUAAUUCUCAUUAACUUGAGAAUAACUUCUUUGAAUGCCUCAGCAUGUGGUAAAGGAAAUUUCGUUCUUAGUUGCUUUGGGCAGGAUACUUAUGAAGUGGAAUUCAGGAAGUUGUCCUGGUAGUUGACCUUGUAAGUAAAAUGAUUCUCCUCCUUUGGAAAUCAAAAUAGUCACUAUUGCCAGACAUAGCCCUGAAAUGUUUAAAGCCCAGGUGAAUUAGCUAGAAUACCAUUUCCCAAAGAGUAUUCUAAGAGCUGUUAGCCCCUCUAGAUAUUUUGUGGGCAGGGGGGGAAGGGGAUUCUGUGGUCAGAUGAAUCUGGGAAAUGUUUAUCCUCCCUUCCUCUUUAGAACAUACAGUUCAGUACAUCGAAGACAGAGAAAUUCUGCAGUACGUAAGCUUAUUCCCCCCUGCAUGUCCCAGACUUAGUUUAUACGAAUCUGUUUUUCACCUGUUAACAUCUUACCUACCUGGUAUUCCUCAGAACAUAGGUUGGAAAAAGUUGGCCUAGAACUAUGGCCUUCAGAGGAAGGAGUUGGGGACUGAGUUAAGGAGACCUGGUGGGAAUUACUGAACCAUUCAUAUUUGUGCCAGCCUGAGUAAUGUACCUGAGACUGACCUCAGCUGUGCUUCUUUAAUACUCUUUAAACUCUUUUAUGCUGUUACAAGGUAUAAGUCCAAAUAAUGGAACUAUGCCUCCAGUACAGUAGCACAUAGACACAGGUCUCUGCAGAGGAGACUGGGUGAGGAGAGUCCGGGAACCCCUCAUUAUCAUUAGGAAGAGUCAAGAGGUAGCCUGAGCCCCCAAAAACAGUGUGGUUCUCCACUUACAGCACAUUUUUAUAAAAUUCUGCAACCUAGAAUUUAGAGAUUUUCACUGUGCAUAAAUGUUUGCUCCAUUCAUUCGGCAAUUAUCUAAUUGACUUUAUAAAACUGGGAGUUCUCGAGUGUGUGCAAGAGGAGCAUGUCAUAGCUUUGUUAGGGAGAAGGUCCGAAACUUGAUAUAUUUCCACCUAUGACAAUGCCAUUUAUUUGUUCAGUUUGUUCUGUGCUGCAGAGUUGGCCAGCUGUUUUUAUAUUUUAUGUCCUCUCGGGUGAUCCCACAAUAGCCUUUGGAGUUUGAAGAGCUGCUAGUAUUGACAUUUUACUGAUGGGGGAGAGUGAGGCUCAGAGAAGUUAAAUGACUUGGUCAAGAUCUGCUCAUAGCACUGUCCCUACAGGAGAAUUCAUUUUUCUUAGAGAUUAUCAUCUUUCUUGUAUUUAGUCCUUUACAUCCAUCUUGAUGUGAUUUUGUCUUUCCUCAUUCAAGUAUCAUGUACUUUAAUCAAGGUGUUAUAUAAAUUAUUUAACUAUAUUCAGGUAGUAUGUUCAAAGAUGUGUCUACUACUAUAUAAAAACUGAACGUUUAAAAUUAACAAUAUCUGCAAUGAUAUCAGAAUGAAAGAAAAAAGAUUUCAGUGCAUAUUCCCAUUGUUUUGAAUUCACAUCUUUCUCAUAGGUAAUGGCAGGUGCCUUAAUAUGAAGCUUAUUUAUAGUAGCAAUAAACCUAACUGUAUUGAGAUGAAGAAGUUUUAUUACUGAAAUACUGGAUUUUUAAUACACUGGUUUAUUACAUUCGGUGUUCUAGAUCCUUUUCCAGGCCUCCAGGUUGCAUAUUUAUUUAUUAUGUUUAGUAUUUUGGUUCUUAGCUCUUAAGGAGUGACGCAAUUAUGGAAUCUCUUUUUAACUUUCAGGUAAAGAAAAAAUUCAGAGUAUGUUUACAACUUUUUUUUUAACAGCCACAUGUAUUUAGAUCAUUGUUACAGUAGUUAAGUUCAUUAUUUAGGAAUAUAAAAACUUGUAGUUCAUGACAGAUUGCACUUAUUAAACAUAUUUCAUUGUAGUAUGUAGAAUCGUGAUUUGGAAAGAUUUGGGAAGACAGACCCAGUGCUUUCAGACAAGACUGCUUUGUUGUUCAGUUACAUACAAUAAUAAACAAUUACUUUUACAUACAA